Messenger RNA from Caenorhabditis briggsae, 363 nucleotides. The record is from RefSeq and is a predicted model, not a curated record. Bases 1 to 363 code for a protein of 120 amino acids. The transcript has 2 exons. NCBI's taxonomy places the organism in Eukaryota, Metazoa, Nematoda, Chromadorea, Rhabditida, Rhabditidae.
AUGUUCUUUCUUUUCUUGUUCAUUUACUCUUUUGCCUCUGCAGCCGAUUAUAAGAACUGUGAUCAGGAUUGCAGAUUUCAAUGCUUAAAGAUCGUUCACGAUAUCGGAGACAACGAGUUAAAUGGCGGUCAUAGCGACGAAGCUAUUGAAAAAACCAGUAAACUUUGCUCCGAAUUUCGAAAAUGUGCGGAAGGAAUGAAAUUUAAAGCUCCAGAUUUAAUCAUUGAAUACAUCGAUAAACUUCUUAUACUUUGUGACGUCAAUGAUUUCCGUAAAAGCGCCGGCUUCAAAUCAUUUAGAGCUAAAAUUGAAGCUAACCGAUCCCCGUGUAUUCGAGAGUGGAACCCGUUCCAGAUAAGGUAG